Pterocles gutturalis (yellow-throated sandgrouse) is the source of this 519-nucleotide messenger RNA. RefSeq names its product unconventional myosin-Id-like. The record is from RefSeq and is a predicted model, not a curated record. The transcript is spliced from 4 exons. Lineage: Eukaryota; Metazoa; Chordata; Aves; Pterocliformes; Pteroclidae. The annotation marks the transcript as partial. Gene Ontology annotation, molecular function: cytoskeletal motor activity. Gene Ontology annotation, cellular component: myosin complex.
GUGGAGAGCAGGCGAACUCAUCCGCAGCGUCCCGCCAGAAGUCCUGCCUCAGCUGAGGGCCAAGGUUGCUGCCAUGGAGUUGCUGAAGGGCCACAGAGCGGAUAUUGGCCUGCAGAGAGCCUGGGAGGGGAAUUACCUCGCCCUGAAACCAGAUAACCCGCAGACCACCGGCUCUUUCCUCCGUGUUGCCAACGAGCUGAAGCGGAAAGACAAGUACAUGAAGGUUCUCUUCUCCUGCCACGUCCGCAAGGUCAAUCGCUUUAACAAGGUGGAGGACAGAGCGAUCUUCAUCACCGAUCGGCACCUUUACAAGAUGGACCCUAUGAAACAGUACAAAGUGAUGAAGACCAUCCCCCUCUAUAAUUUGGUAGGGUUGAGCGUCUCCAACGGAAAGGACCAGCUCGUGGUGUUCCACACGAAGGACAACAAGGAUCUCAUCGUCUGUCUCUUCAGUAAAGAGCCCUCCAACGACAGCCGGAUCGGAGAGCUGGUGGGAGUCCUGGCAAGUCACUUCAAGAG